Molecule: messenger RNA, 438 nt
Organism: Eurytemora carolleeae
Lineage: Eukaryota; Metazoa; Arthropoda; Copepoda; Calanoida; Temoridae
Exons: 6
Coding region: 40-438 (132 amino acids)
Source: RefSeq, a predicted model, not a curated record
UGGCAUGGCGAAAUUGACGAAAAAUAUGAAAAAUUCCUGAUGAUCCAGCCACCAUACACAAGAAAAGACAUUCUACCUCCGAAAGGACUAACUGUUGCAGGUAUACAGCUUCAAUCAAGAUGUAAACAACCCAAUCAGGUCGAGACAUUUUGGGAAGUGAAGGGAGCUGAAAAUCAGCUGAACCAUAUGGAUUAUCAUAUCAAAAUCAGUUUACUAAACGCUGAAGGUAUUGCAAAAAAAGUAACAGUACGAGUCUACCUUGUCAAGGAAAAAUUUGUGUCUGAUAACAAGUACUAUUUUGUUUCUGUAGGUCUGAUAACAAUACUAUUUUGUUUCUGUAGGUCUGAUAACAAGUACUAUUUUGUUUCUGUAGGUCUGAUAACAANCUUUAUCCCUAGAUUGCUCCCCUCUCUCUAUACUACCCUCCUUUAUCCCUAG